UUGAAAUUGAACUUGCCGUCGCGCUGUGUGCGCUGCUGUUGAUAAUCAUACGAAGAAGAAAUGCACCAUUGAAAAUGAAAUUAAAUUCAAAUCGUGAGUGAAACACAGAAGAAGCAGACAAAACCAAUUUUUGGUUGUUGCGUUCGUACUUUGCCUGAGGCAGCUCUGUGAAGAUGGAUUAUCAGUACUACGACGAUGCGGACUAUAUGGACGAUGAAGGCGGCAUCGAUGGCAUCGAUGAUUUCUACGCUGACCACAAAUUCCACAAUCGCUACGCUCGUCACACCGAUUAUCCCGACGACGAUGAUGAUGAUGAUGGCGACAAUGACGCUGCUGAUGAUAUCCACGACAAUUUGGUGCCGGAUUAUGGCAGCCUGUCGGAUCGUCUCUACGAUAGCUAUGCGAAUUGCAUGUUGCCAUCGUUGAUCCAGGUGUUCAGCUAUUUGUUGCCGCUGCUCUUCGGUUGUUUGCUGUGUCGAGUGCUCUGUCAGCUGUAUGCGCGUCGACGGCUGCAGCGACAACAACAACAACAGCAGCAGGAUGCCAACAGCCGACAGAUGGCGCCACUGCAUGCCAUCAAUAUCGUCUGCGGCCUUGCGAUGCUCUACGUAACACUCGGUGAACGGAUGUUGUUGCUGCUGCUGCUGAGCUUCGUCAGCUAUGCCCUGCUGCAGCUGGUGCGCUUGAGUCGCGGAGGACAACGAGCGGCUGUGGCGAUUGCUGUGCUCAGCAUUGGCAGCCAGUUUGUCUAUGAGCUGGCGUUGCUCGAACAGCGUCAGGAUUGGGCGCAAUUGCGUGGCCUGCAGAUGGUGGCCAACAUGAAGGUCAUUUCGCUGGGCUUCGAUCUGACCGCCGGACUGCGCAGCAUGCCCAGCCUUUGGACGUAUCUCGGCUACAUCUUCCAGCCGGCCAGCUGCAUUCUGGGACCGUGGCUGAGCUAUGGUCGCUAUCUGGACUCGCUGUGCCAUCGGCCGCAUUGGCGUCGCUCGCUCCUCCACACGCUGCUCAAUCUGUUGCUCUGUGUGCUUGCUCUCAGCGUCUCCAAUUGCAUUGCGCCCGCUUGGGGUGAACUCCAGCUGCACCGGCAACAGCAGCAGCAGCAGCAGCAACACGAAACUGGAGCCCAAUGGCUGCUGAUGUAUGCGGGAGCGUUGAGUGUGCGCAGCAGUCAUUAUUUUGUGAGCUUCUUGAGCCAAGCGUUGCUUGCCACAUCCGGCCAGCAGCUGGACACGCAGAGCCGUUCACUGGGCGCCUUGGUGGCGCGUCCUUGGCACAUCGAGUGGCCGCAUUCGUUGAGCGCUUUGGUCCGCUGUUGGAAUCUGCCGAUGCACGAGUGGCUCAAGCGUUAUGCGUACAGCGCAUCGAAGCAACGAUCGAGGCACAACACCAUUGUUGCAGUGUUUUGCACUUACAUCGUUUCAUCGCUGUUGCAUGGCAUGGACUUUCGCAUCUAUUUGGUGCUCCUCUCGCUGGCCACCUUUGGCCAGGGCGAGGCGAUGUUGCGUCGCCAUCUGGCCACUCUCUGCAACGCCUGCAUCGCUGCCAAUCCGUGUCCAGGUGCCGAACGUUGUCGCUACACGCGUUGCCCUCGGCGUCGUGGUUGGCGCUGUGCCAGCAGCUGGUUGGUCGCCACCAUCAAUGUGGCAUUCACGCUGCUCGACAUCUGGCAUCUGGCGUAUCUGGGCGUGGUGCUGCUGAACGAAACGCUCAGCAUGGAGGCGGAGCACGAGCUGCCAUUCAUGUAUCACUGGGCGGCUGUGGGAUAUCUCAAUCAUUACAUUGGCAUCGGCAUGUUUAUGCUCUAUCUGUUCAUCUCGUAAGCCCAAAUAUACAAAGACUGUCUCAACGAGAGAGAGAGAGAGAGAGAGACUGCAACUGCUCCCGCUCCAUGUGAUUAUUUGAUUGAGUUGAUGCUGAAGGAUGAAGCUGGAGAUCUCGGAACUGAUUAAACACUGUGAAUCUCUAUUUAAUCUGUAUUUGUUGUAGUCGUGACCAAAAUAUUCUCUUUAGUUUUUACGUUUUAUACUUAUACAUAUGCUAUACAUACUUACAUCAUACUUAUAUACAUAACAUACAUACUUGCGAUGUACUUAAUAAAUUCAAUAUUAAAUGCGCAUAAAAUUCU
Drosophila nasuta is the source of this 2125-nucleotide messenger RNA. It is a transcript of the gene por, whose product is annotated as Protein-serine O-palmitoleoyltransferase por. Gene Ontology annotation, cellular component: endoplasmic reticulum; membrane. The transcript has a single exon. Lineage: Eukaryota; Metazoa; Arthropoda; Insecta; Diptera; Drosophilidae. Bases 174 to 1820 code for a protein of 548 amino acids. Gene Ontology annotation, molecular function: Wnt-protein binding; palmitoleoyltransferase activity. The record is from RefSeq and is a predicted model, not a curated record. Gene Ontology annotation, biological process: lipid modification; protein palmitoylation; Wnt protein secretion.